Messenger RNA from Ruditapes philippinarum (Manila clam), 933 nucleotides. RefSeq names its product fucolectin-like. NCBI's taxonomy places the organism in Eukaryota, Metazoa, Mollusca, Bivalvia, Venerida, Veneridae. The transcript has 3 exons. The coding region runs from base 107 to 931 and encodes 274 amino acids. The record is from RefSeq and is a predicted model, not a curated record.
UGAAACGAGUUCAGGUACAUGUUAAUUAAUAAACAUACGAGUAGCAAAGAAAAAAGUGACCAUUAUAUUAUAAUAAUGUAAUGAAUACGUAAAGAUUGUAUAUUCCAUGGAAAACAAAGGGAUUCAGGUGAUAAAAAAAAUAUAUCAAAUUCAGUCAUGCAAUAAAAGUAUGGACAUAAUGAUCGUCAUGUCGUGUAUACGAGUUUUGAUUUGUUUCAUGAAUAUUUAUCUUUUUAUAUCAGCGGAUAGUGAACCUAAGAUUUACUUUAAUUAUGAGCUAGAUACAACACCUUGUCUGACACCUGUAACAGGAUACAGUAUUCAGGAUUGUUUAAAGCUUUACGAAAACAACCUGGAAACAACCAACGUUAUGGUCUACAAGAGAAGAUUUCUCCUCUGUCAAUUAUGUUUUGUCACCAAGGAACCAAUGAAAACGAAAACACCUGGAUGUAUAUUGGCGCAUCAACAAAUUAAUGACAUGUCUCAGAAUAAUUGGGCGAAACACAAACCUUCCAACCAGAGCUCGACAUUUUACAGGAAAGUCUUGGGCAAUGCAUCAUCAGAUAAGGCUGUAGAUGGAAUUUGGUAUUCAGAUAUGCACGAUGAACCUCGAACGCAAUACCAAUGCUCACAUACUUUCCAAACAAGUAAACAUCACUGGUGGAUGGUCAACUUGGAACACACGAAACUAGUAAGGAGAAUCACAAUUUUGAACAGAAGCGAUUGUUGCGAAGAACGAUUGCAUAAUGUGACAGUCACUGUUGGGGAUGUAGAGGGUCAGAUGAAACAGUGUGGAAGAUUUAUGGGUCCAGGUGGUAAAGGAGAACGUGUCCACAUCUCGUGCUCGACACCGCUCUUUGGACAGUUUGUGAAGAUAGAAAAAUACAGCGAUACCAGUUUAACAUUGUGUGAAGUUGGAGUAUAUCCAUAAAA